AUGGAACCCAUACUAUGUACUCAACCCAGAAGAUUUGCUGUGGUAGCAAUUGCUAGAAUGGUGGCUAAAGCUCGUAAUUGUGAAGUAGGAGGCGAGGUUGGAUACCACAUAGGUCAUUCAAGGGUCUUCUCAACAAGAUCAAAGAUUGUUUUUAAAACUGCUGGAGUUUUGUUGGAUGAAAUGCGAGAGAAGGGGUUGAAUGCACUCAAAUACAAGGUUAUUAUUCUUGAUGAAGUGCAUGAAAGAUCUGUAGAGUCGGAUCUUGUUCUUGUUUGUGUGAAGCAAUUUUUGCUGAAAAACAGUGACUUAAGGAUAGUAUUGAUGUCUGCGACUGCUGAUAUUGCAAGAUACCGGGAGUACUUCAGGGAGCUUGGUAGGGGUGAAAGGGUAGAAGUGGUGGCCAUUUCCAGCUCUGGCCAGCACACCAUAUUUGAGCGAAGAGUUUCAUAUCUUGAACAGGUAACUGAAAUACUUGGAAUGAAUUCAAAACAGUUGUCGUCUAGAUAUUGUUCUGGGCCAAGCCCUUCUAUGGCUGAUGCUGAUAUCAAAUCUGAAGUGCACAAGCUUAUACAUGAUUUGGUGUUGCACAUUCAUAAAAAUGAACCAGAUAUUGAAAAAAGCAUUUUGGUUUUCCUUCCAACAUACUAUUCACUGGAGCAACAAUGGUUCCUUCUGAAGCCAUUUAAUGCAACAUUCAAAGUUCACAUUUUACAUAGCAGUAUUGACACUGAUCAAGCUCUCAAUGCUAUGAAAAUCUGGAAGUCCCAUCGUAAGGUAAUUUUGGCUACAAAUAUUGCUGAAUCCUCGGUGACAAUACCCAAAGUUGCCUAUGUCAUUGAUUCGUGUCGUUCUUUGCAAGUUUUUUGGGACAGUAAUAGGAAAACGGACUCUGCAGAGCUGGUGUGGGUUUCCAAGUCUCAGGCUGAUCAACGGAGGGGGAGAACAGGCUGGACUUGUGAUGGCCAGAUAUUUCGGUUGGUUACAAGAUUGUUCUUCAAUCAGCUGCAGGAUCACGAGCCUCCAGCGAUACUGAGGUUAUCAUUGAGGCAGCAGGUGCUUCUUCUCUGUUGUUCUGAAUCUAAAGCCAUUAAUGACCCCAAAGAUCCAAAAGUUGUUGAAGAUGCAUUGAGAUUGCUUGUUCACAUCCAUGCGUUGGAAAAAGCAUCUCCCCGGGGGCGCUCUGAGCCGACAUUUUAUGGACAAUUGCUUGCUAGUUUCUCUCUGUCAUUUGAUGCUUCUGUACUCAUACUCAAGUUUGGCGACAAAGGAAUGGUCCGGGAAGGCAUUCUUAUUGGUAUAUUGAUGGAUACACAGCCUCUACCCAUUGUUCGUCCUUUUGGGCAGGAUACUUUGUUUGCCGAGUACACUGAUAGCUACUAUAGUGGAGAUAGUACCACUACCGGCUUAACUGGUAGAAAGGAGUUGUUAUUUAUGGGAAACUUUUGUGCUUAUCAUUUUUGGCAGCGGGUUUUCAAGGAUAAGCAUCGUCUUGAACGGUUGAAACUGCUUUUCAAGUUUGAGGGGAUGAAAGACACACAAAGUAUGCUCCCUGGGAUCGAAGAAGAAUGGUGCUCAUUCCACAAUCUCGUGCCGUCGUCACUCCACCAAGUUGCUGAAAUAUACGAUGAUGUUCUUAAGUCUUUGCAUGGGUUUCGUCCCAAAUUUCUGGUUACAUCUGAUGGGUUACCAUCUUAUUAUGAUCCUUAUGAAUUUCAACAUAUAUGCCAACUGAAGUGGGAGCAAAAUGAAGACGAAGAUGUACGCUCUGCAGAUGAGGAGGACCUCGAAUCUGUUGAUAAAACAACAAAAUGUGUUUCCAUGCCCUUUGUUGCCGCCAGUCACUUUCAGGCAAAUGUGGUUGCUGAAAAGUUGGCAUGUAUAAUCAAAGAGAUGAGAAUUCAGCAUACAGAGGACACAUCUGGCAAACAGCAUAAAUUUGUUAAUGAUGAUGAUCUGCAUGCCAAUGGGGAGGCUUCUAUAUGUAGAUACUUCGUCAAUGGAUCAUGCAACAGGGGCAGCAAUUGUUUGUUUUCUCAUUCACUUCAAGCAAAAAGACCUGUUUGUAAAUUCUUCUUUUCUUUCCAGGGAUGUCGGAAUGGAGACUCAUGUUUCUUCUCUCAUGAUUUGGGUCCAUCAGCUUCAUCAUUUAGUGGGUCAAGUACAUGCCUUCCAGAAGAUGAUGAUGCUGACGCCACUUUGCUUCUGCGAUUGUUUCCGACAUCUCCAAAUGGAUGUGUCCUUAUAUUGGAUGACCCCGAUUUCCAUUUCUCUUCUCAUCUCUCUUCUCACUAUGAUCCAUCCUCUAUAAUUUCCACUACUACGGCAGAUAGCUCUAUAUCUGACUCAUCACUGAUGGGUGUCAGAAUUUUGUGGGGCCUUUCUCACCCGUACCAAACAAUAAUCUCGAGAGGGGGGAGCCUGAUUCCAUGGAAUGAAAUUAAAUGUGUGUUAUGGUUUCCUAGUUUUGAUAGUCAUGGUGAACAUUGGGACAGACAGAAAAAUCUUGUGCAAACUUUCUUUGAGUAUCUUGCCAUUCGGAUAUUGGCAGAUGCCCUAAAUGAAGUGCAAGUUAUCCUUACAAUGAACAAUAUCCGGUUUUCUCAUCUUCAGGUAAUAUUAAAUCAUUCUUUAUCAAGGUGA
Ilex paraguariensis (yerba mate) is the source of this 2640-nucleotide messenger RNA. Lineage: Eukaryota; Viridiplantae; Streptophyta; Magnoliopsida; Aquifoliales; Aquifoliaceae. The record is from the annotation of a GenBank genome assembly.